CCAAGGAAUAUGCAAACAAGAAUUUUCCUACAUUUCCCAAAUUUUCCAGGAAAAGAAAAUUCAGGAGGAGAAGAAACCCACUUGUAUUCUUCGUUUUCUCUCCUGGUAUCUACUGGUUCGAUUCUCUUCCUCUCUCCAACGGACCUGACCCCAACCCCACCAAUGUACGGAGGCCCUGCCAAACUCGGCCGUGGCGGCAGCGCCGUCGGCGGUCGUGGCGGCGGCAAGCGUGGCAUCCACUCUUCAUUUCCUCCUCCGCCGCCUCACCGUCCUUCCGUCCCCGCCAGCCGCCUAUCGGUCGGAGGAGCCGGUGGAGCUGGUCCUCGCAACCGUGCCACCAACUCUGGGGCCACCACGCCGGCGCACCUGCCGGCGUCGGAGGAGACCUUCAGUCUAGUUACCGGAAACCCUCUCGCAUUCGCUAUGAUAAUCCGCCUCGCGCCGGACCUCGUUGACGAGAUCAAGCGCGUGGAGGCACAGGGAGGUACUGCGCGGAUCAAAUUCGAUUCUAAUGCGAAUAAUCCGUCUGGAAACGUGAUUGAUGCGGGUGGUAAGGACUUCAGAUUUACAUGGUCACGUGAACUAGGUGACCUCUGUGACAUAUAUGAAGAACGUCAAAGUGGCGAAGAGGGAAAUGGUUUGCUUGUUGAAUCUGGAGGUGCCUGGCGCAAGCUGAAUGUGCAGCGUAUUUUGGAUGAAUCAACUAAAAAUCAUGUUAAAAUGCGGUCAGAGGAAGCUGAACGCAAGCAGAAAUCGCGCAAAGCCAUCGUCUUAGAGCAUGGAAACCCAUCCAUGAAGAGUCAGAUGAAGGCACUAGCUGCUGCUGAGACUAAUCCAUGGAGGAUGCAGUUUAAACAAAAGAAAGAGCCUGCAUUUAAAAAACGAAAAGUCGAACCACCUCAAGCUACUAAAGCUGUCUAUAAACCUGGAUUAUCCUCAACAACUACUACUAAGAGCAAACCCACACCUUCACCUCUACCAUCUCCCCCUGAGCAAACUGGUGCUCUGACAUCUCCAUUUGGAGGUGGAGGAAACCUUGCUAAGAGUCAUGUGAUUGUAGAAGAUAUUAUGCCCAUCCCAGCGACCAGUAAAGAGAACACUGCAAGCUCAGAGAAAGAAAUCCCUGGCAGGGCUAUCAGUGCAUCUGUACGUGAAACACCUGGACACAAAGGGAAUUUGGGAGCUACACCGAUGGAUUUGCAAAGUAUGCUAAUUACUCUGCUCUUGGACAAUCCUAAGGGAAUGAGCCUAAAGGCCUUGGAAAAAACUAUUGGAGAUACAAUUCCCAAUGCUGGAAAGAAGAUUGAGCCCAUUAUAAGAAAAAUUGCAACUUUCCAAGCUCCAGGAAGAUACUUCUUGAAACCAGGAGUGGAGUUGGAAAGCUUGAAGAAACCUUCGUCUGAAAAUGGAAGUUCUCCUGAAGAUGACCGCCAGCAAACACCUGCUCCUGAAGACAACCAGGAUCAAGCAGCAGCUUCUGAACCUAGAUUUGCCGAGAAAGCCCCCAGAAUUGAGCAAGUGGAUCAGGCACAGUUGAAUUCUAAACUCGGAGGAGAAUCAAGUUUGGUCGAAAAAAUUGAUACUCAACCACAUUCGCCUGAUCUGUUUGGUGACAAAAAAGUCUCUGACAAUAGUGAAGGGCAGGCAGGCAGUUCUAGUGAUAGUGACAGAAGCAAUAGUGAGAGUGAUAGUGGCAGUGAUAGUGAUAGUGAUAGUGGUAGUGGAAGUGAUAGUGGAAGCCAUAGUAGAAGCAAAAGUAGAAGUCCGGUGGGAAGCAGGAGUGGCAGUAGCAGUGACAGCGAGAGUGAUGCUUCUUCCCACAGCAAGCACGGUUCUGACAUAGAAGUGGAUAUUAUGACAAGUGAUGAUGAAAAAGUACCAAGUCAUAAAUUGCAAGCGUCUGAAUCAUUGUUCCCUACCUCAUCCAUUCUAUGGAGAACUCCAGAUGACAGGCCUGGGCAAAAUGGGAUUGAUGUAAAGGCAGCUGGUCAUGGAUCAAAUGCAGUUGAAUUUGAGAAAGAUCUGCCUGACGGUGAUCAGGAAAUUGAAAUGGUUAAUUUUGUUCCUAAGAAAGAAGACAGAAAACCUGCAGAAGAAUCCAAACCCAUUUCAUCUGAUGGUGAUGAUCAUCAAGAGCGGCAAGUAUAUACUGGAAAUUUGUUCAAUGAGAGAGAAAGCAUGUUUAAGGAUGGUUUCAAGCGUGAGCAAUCUGACAGCUCUGAGGGAAUAUCCAAAGGUAAAUCCAGAAAAGGUUCUGAUGCGAAGCGCUUUGAUGACAAAUCUGACCGCAUGAAAAGGUCAAAAACAGGAAACAUGUCUCAACCACCAACUUCUGCGGUAAGGAAUACCCACUUUUCAGAUAUUCCUCAAAAUGAGUCUCCUGAUGGGCUCAUUGAAGCCCAUUACAGGGCGGCCUCUGCGGUUCAAAUGACAAAUAGAGCUGAUAGGGAUGGGAAUGCUGAUUUUGGCUUGCAAAAAGGAUAUGCCCCCAUUCCUGGAAAAUUUAUUCCAGAUUCUCAACAAUCAGGUAGAAGGCCUAUUGAUCGUAGUGCACGGGCAAAGGUUCCUGAUACAGCAGAGAGACCUAGUAAAUAUGCUGAGAGCUUAGAACAUGGCCUUAAAUACUCAGAAAGUAGCUUUCAAGCAAAUGAGGGCUUUUCCACGCUAAAAGAUAAAGUAUAUAGAGAAACUCAAGAUGAAGAUGGUUAUGCCAAUGAGAAGAAGAUGCCAAGAAAUAUUAAGGAUGGUGGUUUUGGGGACAAAUACUCCUUUGAUUCACGUGAAAGGAAACAUGAACUGGUUGGAAAGUUCAAGGAGGCUGGGCAGGUUUCAAACUCAUACAUGGGGUCUUCUCCAAGGGAUAAUAGCAGAAUUGUUGUGGACAGAUCCCCGAUGGUUAAUGGGAGAGGCAUUUUGCUCCAAAGAGAGCUUUCAGACUUGGAGUUGGGUGAGCUUCGGGAGCCCUUGCCUGAUGACACAACUGGGAUUAAGAAGCAAUUUGAAAGAAAAAGUUCAUUUAAACAGUCAGAGAACAAACUAAGUACUUCAGAUAACUGGACUUCGGAUGUGAAUAGAGGAAAACAUGUUGGGAAAGCGACUCUUGACUCAGGAAAGCUGUCCCCAUCCCAUUUAGAUGCUGGAGUUUCUAGCAAUCCAGAGGCCUCAUCUAAGAAGAGGACCAAAGAACAUAAUUUUGAAGAUAUAGCAAGACCUCACCCCAGGAUUGGGCAAUCUCAACCACAACAGAUUUCAAGAGUUGAUCAUGCUGAAGUUGGAUCCCAAUUUAAUAGAUUAACAGAUGUGAAUAGUAAAUAUAGACAUAGUGAAGCUGGAGCAGACCAAGGGAUUGGUCCAGAAGACUAUGGGGAAGCUCAUAAGAGAAUGCCUGUCAGUGCAGCACUACAGCAAGACACUAAACGUGGACUAGCUUCCCACGCCACUAAAGAAAGUAAAACACAAAAAUCUAAUAUGGUGCCAGACUUGAGUGAUAAGCAAAAGGAUGCAUUUUUGACUGAUAGUAGUAAUAAUGGUCGAAAGAGGAGGGAAUCUUCUUCAGAUGAAAAUAGUUGUUCUUAUUCCAAGUAUGAAAAGGAAGAACCAGAGCUCAAAGGACCAAUAAAGGAUUUCUCUCAGUAUAAAGAAUAUGUGCAAGAGUAUCAUGAGAAGUAUGAUAGUUACAACUCAUUGAACAAGAUUCUAGAGAGCUACAGGAAUGAGUUUCAUAAACUUGGAAAGGAUCUUGAAGUUGCAAAAGGUAGGGAUUUGGAGAGAUAUUAUAAUAUUUUGGAGCAGCUGAAGGAUACAUAUAGCCAGUGUAGCACGAGACAUAAGCGGUUGAAGAAAAUAUUCGUUGUGCUUCAUGAAGAACUCAAGAAUCUGAAGCAAAGAAUUAAAGACUAUGCUCUUCCAUAUACAAGAGAUUGAAGCAGGUUCCUCCUUUAAGAAGAAAAGCUGCCAGUUCAAUAUACAUGGCAGGGGAUCUUCGGAGCGAUGGUCAUCCAUAUUCUAAGAUGCAGAUUAUACUGUAAAAAAGGGUCGAAUACGGUUCCAGGAGCUUCACAGAAAUCAAAGGCCAUGACACUUGACAGAGGCUGUUGGGUUCAUGCAGGGUGCUUUGAUCCAAUAUGAAAAAGAAGAGAUGUUGUGAUUGUUAGUCUGAAGAUGCACACAGGAGAUGGAUGUAUCAUGCAGUUUUUGGCCUCAUUUUUAUUUUUUUUUCCUUCUGAUUCUCAAGGCAGUUUCUGUUGCUCUUCUUAGAUCAUACAUUGCCAGAAAAUUCACUUAGAAAAACAAAAUUUUCAAGUGAAAUAUGGUGGUUGUACAAAAUCUUUUUGUUUUUGUUGAUUUUUGUGUAAACAGAUCUCCAAGCAUUUUGAUUUUUGUAAGUAUUAAUUAUAACCAGCCUAAUGAGGCUUGUUGGAUCCAAAGUGGAUCACUUGAGUUGCCAUUUGUAUUAGUUAUAAUUGAAUUGAGAUUUGGGUUUUCA
This is a messenger RNA of Vitis vinifera (wine grape), 4486 nucleotides long. RefSeq lists its product as uncharacterized. The record is from RefSeq and is a predicted model, not a curated record. NCBI's taxonomy places the organism in Eukaryota, Viridiplantae, Streptophyta, Magnoliopsida, Vitales, Vitaceae. Bases 10 to 3924 code for a protein of 1304 amino acids. The transcript is spliced from 12 exons.